This is a messenger RNA of Triticum turgidum subsp. durum (durum wheat), 2496 nucleotides long. The record is from the annotation of a GenBank genome assembly. NCBI's taxonomy places the organism in Eukaryota, Viridiplantae, Streptophyta, Magnoliopsida, Poales, Poaceae.
AUGGUGGAUUACCGCCGCAUGGGAAUUAUGGAGCAGCACUACUCGCGGAAUGCAACAUCAACAACAUCCUUCCUGCAUCAGCUGAGAGGUCUGUGGAAGAGCCCAAGGGGGACGGUACUUCGUGUAGAGGCUUUGGCACUGGCGGCUAUUGCCUUCUCUUUCUUGCUUGUUGCAUUGGGAGCCUGCCGCCGUUGGUCUAAGCGCUGGAUCAUCCAAAAAGGCUUCUUGGCUGCAAAUGUGUUAUCUAUAUCCCUUGGGACAUACAGUAUUGGUCUAAUGCAAUCCUCUUCGGUGAAGAGCGAGAUGUAUCCCGUAUGGGCCGUGUCCUUGCUCACCCUCUUCGGCUGCGUCGACCCAGUUACUUCCUACAACGGUCUUGACUACAAGGGCCCACUCUCAAAGAUGAUAUUUCAGCUCUGCCUAUAUUGUGGAUAUGUCCUGCUGAUGAGUAUCUCAACCAUCUCCAGUGAUGUUGGUAACAUAGCCAUCGGUGUGCUGUCUGCUGUCAACUUUUUCAAGGGCUUUCAUAGGUCGUUGGCGCUUGUGCUGCCAAGAAGAAUGCGAAAAAUGAUAAGGCACCUUAAAUCUGAUGCCGAAACAAAUGCUAUAUCAGAUCUUGAUGAUUAUGACUAUGCAAUAGUAUCAGACUUGGUAGUUGAUUUCCCCCUAGACAUGGAUGACCCAAAGCAGAGCUUUUAUUCAAUAUUAGUGCGUGAUGGAGUUUUGAGGAAUAAUAUCAGUUCGAGCUGCGAAGACAUGGUUAAGCUACGGAUAAAUGUCGGUGACUGUCAUGAUGUGUGCACUGCCUUCGCUCUGUCUCAUUUGUUGCAACGGCAUUUCAUUGGAUUGAGUGACGCUUCGGAAAGGAAGAACGAUAUUUCAUAUCAGAUUGCUUCAGACUUCAAUCGAGCCUUUAAGGUGAUUGAGGUUGAGCUGGCUUUUCUAUACGAUAUCUUCUUCACAGGUAAUGCAUUCCUUCACUACUAUCAAGCAAAGACUGCUAGUUUCUGGGCAUUCGCUUCAUUCAUCGGAAUAUGUUUUGUUGGGGUGGCGGCUGCCAUCCCUGGGACGAUGACUAGCCGCCAUAGUGCUUCUCUUGGUCCUGGUGCUGGCACCAUCACGACAGCAGAUCUCACCGUUACUCUUGUCAUAUUGGUGUCCCUGGCUCUGCUGCAAUUGUUGCAACUAAUCCGGUGCUGGACAUCAAAUUGGGCGAGAGUUGCAUUUGCCUGUGGGCACGCCAGGAACAUGCAGAAAGGAACCAGACAGCCGCUAUGGUGGAUGAGAUUGAAAGGGUUUCUAGUCACCAGGAUUAAUUGGUUUGACAAAUACCUGUGGCAAGAUGAGCUCGGCCAGCAUUCAGUAAUUGAAGCGAGCAGCAGGAAAGAAGGCAAGCUGUUAUUCAGCCGGAGUGGCCGUCUUUAUGUGAAGUGUGCUCGCUUUCUUCGGAUGGUUGGAUUGCAGUACGUUGGAGAGGUGGUCUGGGAACUGGUGGGCAGCGACAGUAGCACAGGGCCUGCUGUUAGGUUGCACCCCGAUGUGAAGGGCUCCAUUGCCGAGCUCCUUGGUCGGGUUCAUAAUGAUACAAUAGGGGAGAGUUGGUCGUCCUUGUUUGUUGCUAAUGGAGUAGAUGAAUGGCACCUUCCCCAUUGGCAUUUCGACAAUCCUGCAGGUGCAGAACAGCUCUCAUAUUGCUGUUUGUACACACGUUCUGUUAUGAUGUGGCAUGUUGCGACAUGCUACUGCGAACUAGCAGAGCAGGCGAAGCAGAAGGAGCACACAGGAGCAGAAGAAAAGAGUCGGCGCGUGGCCCUGGCUCUGUCCAAGUAUUGCGCCCACUUGCUGGUGUCAGCGCCAGAGUUGCUACCUGGCACGCUUCAGAAAAGGAAAGAAACGUAUGAUGGUGUUGAGUCGGAAGCAAGGAAAGUUCUUCAAGGGGCCAAAGACAAGCUUGAGGCAAUGCAAAGCGAACCCCAUAUCGAUCUCGACAGCCCUAGCAGCAUCUUCUGGGACGGUGUGCGUCUUGCAAAGCAACUUUUUUGUGGGGACAUUGGGGAUCCCUGGAAGCUGCUGGAAGUUUUCUGGGUCCAGGCGUUGCUCUACGCCGCGCCGUAUGGCGACGUGGAGGUGCAUAUGCAGCAUCUCUCGCAGGGUGGCGAGCUCAUCACCCAUCUCUGGGCAUUGUUGUACCACGCCCACAUCUACGGCUGGAAAACUGUAGAGAGAUGGGGAGGGAAGCCGAUGAAGUUGGAGACCGAGGAGGUAGAAGAGAAUCCCAAGGAUGGUGGACAGUUCAAGGGUGACCUUAACACCUGUUCAAAAGCAGAUGAUAAUCCGAGGGGUUCAAUUCCUCUUCAAAGUGCCACCGGCAUAGAAGAGAACUCCAUGGACAUGGAUUCCGAGGUUGAGAUCGAGGAUGACAUCAGUUCCUGUUCAAAAGAUGAUAAUCCGAAUAGGAUUUCAGUUCCUGUGCAAGCUGACAUCCGAUGGAUGUAG